AUGACAUAUGUCAAUGUGAUGGACCAAGGAGCUCGUGGCGAUGGCACAACUGAUGAUUCAAAUGCAAUUUUAAGUGCAUGGCAGAGUGUGUGUGGAAUGUCAGGGCCAACAACUUUACUCAUACCUUCAGGAAAAGUAUUUUUUGUGAAAAGAUUAGGGUUCAAUGGUCCUUGCAAGGCACAAAGUGUUGGCAUUCAGUUAGCAGGGAAAAUAGUUGCUCCAACUAUAGAUGCAUGGGUUGGUGAUAAGGGAAGUUGGAUUGUGAUCUCAAAUGUAAAUGGAUUAACAAUUGAUGGGCAAGGAGGAAUUAUCGAUGGCAAUGGUUCUUCUUGGUGGGAGAACUGCAAAACUUGUCAACGACCAACAUCAUUGCGUUUCCAAAAUUGUAAUGGUCUUGUUGUGAAUUCUCUAAGCAUGACAAAUAGUGCUCAAGCUCACAUAUCCGUAAGUAGUUGUGUUGGAGCAAAAUUCUCUCAAAUGAAUAUUACUGCUCCUGAGAACAGUCCCAACACUGAUGGCUUUGAUAUUGCUGGGUCCAAAUUCAUAACCAUACAAGAUUCUACUAUAGCAACUGGUGAUGAUUGCAUUGCCAUCAACGGUGGCAGCUCCAACAUCAAUGCCACUAGGCUUUUCUGUGGACCUGGCCAUGGGAUAAGUGUUGGCAGUCUGGGUAGAAAUGGAGCUCAUGAGACAGUUGAAGAGGUUUAUGUAUAUAAUUGCAGUUUCACUGGAACUACAAAUGGAGCAAGAAUUAAAACAGUGCCAGGUGGAUCAGGUUAUGCAAGAAAAAUCACUUUCGACCAAAUCAUAUUAAACAAUGCUCAAAAUCCAAUAAUUAUAGACCAAAAUUAUAACGCUAUAGCGCCAAAUGCAGUGGGGCAAACAGUGAUGGUUAGUGAAGUGACUUAUCGUGGAUUUGUUGGAACUUCGGCUAAGGACUUGGCAAUACUCUUGAAAUGUAGCACAUUGGGUUGUUUCAAUAUUACAUUUGAUAAUGUUGACAUUGUAUCCUCAGAACCAGGAAAACCAGCCUAUGCAUCUGUAAAUAAUGCCCAUGGAACAGUUACUAAUACUGUUCCAAAAUUCUCUUUGUUGUCAUGA
Cajanus cajan (pigeon pea) is the source of this 1101-nucleotide messenger RNA. The record is from RefSeq and is a predicted model, not a curated record. Lineage: Eukaryota; Viridiplantae; Streptophyta; Magnoliopsida; Fabales; Fabaceae.